Budorcas taxicolor (takin) is the source of this 1290-nucleotide messenger RNA. RefSeq names its product solute carrier family 30 member 4 (gene SLC30A4). Gene Ontology annotation, molecular function: zinc ion transmembrane transporter activity. The record is from RefSeq and is a predicted model, not a curated record. The coding region runs from base 1 to 1290 and encodes 429 amino acids. The transcript is spliced from 7 exons. Gene Ontology annotation, cellular component: plasma membrane. Gene Ontology annotation, biological process: response to zinc ion; zinc ion transmembrane transport. Lineage: Eukaryota; Metazoa; Chordata; Mammalia; Artiodactyla; Bovidae.
AUGGCCGGAUCCGGCGCGUGGAAGCGCCUCAAAUCAAUGCUGAGGAAGGAUGAUGCGCCGCUGUUCUUAAAUGACACCAGCGCCUUUGACUUCUCGGACGAGGUGGUCGACGAGGGGCUUUCUCGGUUUAACAAACUUCGAGUUGUGGUGGCCGACGAUGGUUCCGAAGCCCCGGAAAGGCCUGCUAACGGGGCGCACUCGGCCCUCCAGGCCGACGAUGACUCCUUGCUGGACCAGGACUUACCUUUGGCCAACAGUCAGCUGAGUUUGAAGGCGGACCCCUGUGACAACUGCAGCAAGCAGAGAGAGUUGUUGAAGCAGAGAAAGGUGAAAACCAGAUUGACCAUUGCUGCCGUUCUUUACUUGCUUUUCAUGAUUGGAGAGCUUGUAGGUGGAUACAUUGCAAAUAGCCUAGCAAUCAUGACUGAUGCACUUCAUAUGUUAACUGACCUAAGUGCCAUCAUAUUGACCCUGCUUGCUUUGUGGCUGUCUUCAAAAUCACCAACCAAAAGGUUCACUUUUGGAUUUCAUCGCUUAGAGGUUCUGUCAGCUAUGAUUAGUGUGCUGCUGGUGUAUAUACUUAUGGGGUUCCUCCUCUAUGAAGCUGUCCAAAGAACUAUCCACAUGAAAUAUGAAAUAAAUGGAGAUAUAAUGCUCAUUACUGCAGCUAUUGGAGUUGCAGUUAACGUGAUAAUGGGGUUUCUGUUGAACCAAUCUGGUCACCAUCAUGCCCAUUCCCACUCCCUGCCCUCAAAUUCUCCUACCACAGGUCCCAAAUGUGGACACAACCAAGGGCAGGAUAGCCUGGCAGUGAGAGCUGCAUUUGUACAUGCAUUGGGGGAUCUGGUACAGAGUGUUGGUGUGCUAAUAGCUGCAUACAUCAUACGAUUCAAGCCAGAAUACAGGAUUGCUGAUCCCAUCUGUACAUAUGUGUUUUCAUUACUUGUGGCUUUUACAACCUUUCGAAUCAUAUGGGACACAGUAGUGAUAAUUCUAGAAGGUGUACCAAGCCAUUUGAACGUAGACUAUAUCAAAGAAGCUUUGAUGAAAAUAGAAGAUGUACAUUCAGUGGAAGAUUUAAAUAUCUGGUCUCUCACUUCAGGAAAACCUACUGCCAUAGUACACAUACAGCUAAUUCCUGGAAGUUCAUCUAAAUGGGAGGAAGUACAGUCCAAAGCAAAGCAUUUAUUAUUGAACACGUUUGGCAUGUAUAAAUGUACUAUUCAGCUUCAGAGUUACAGGCAAGAAGUGGAAAGAACUUGUGCAAACUGUCAGAGUCCCAGUUCCUAA